Molecule: messenger RNA, 2750 nt
Organism: Myodes glareolus (Bank vole)
Lineage: Eukaryota; Metazoa; Chordata; Mammalia; Rodentia; Cricetidae
Source: RefSeq, a predicted model, not a curated record
CGAGCCAGAGCCCCUCCCGCCCUCCAGUUUCACCCUCACCCCCCAAUCACCACCCUAUCAUUUCCGCCGAAGGCUCAAACACCAGGGCGACCGCUCCGUCUUCAAGGCCACCUUUCACUACGUGCAGCUCGCGAUCGCAGCGGGAGCCACGGAUGAAAACCGAGCUGGGGGGUGGGAGGGGAGGCAGGGAGUCGAGGCGGGAGGGCGGGGGCGCUAGCUAAGGAGACCGUCACCUUCUCAGGGCUGCGAUAGCUUUGGGAUCUUCAGAUCCCGGGCGUGGGGUCGGAGCUCCCAUAAGACCGAAUGCAAAAGUAGGGUGGGGGUGUCCCUGGGGCUAGCUCCCCCAGAAGCCACCUCGCUGGAGGGCAGCCGUCGGGACGAUGGCGCAAGCCUCUCACCACCCUCCCCCCCCCAGCGACAACAGCCACGGUGACAAAAUGGCAGCUCGGCGCCCGACAGGCGAGCCACCGGCACAGCGCCGGGGACCGCUGCCCCUGCACCCCGAGAAUGGCAGGCACCCUGGGGCUGGGUCCCCAGUCGGCAUAGCAGUGCAAACGGCGAGGACAGACAGAGGCCCGCAGGUCCGAGAGGGUCGAAGGCCCCCGGUCUGCCGCGCCUUCUCCAGACCGGAUCCCCAGGCCCGCGCCGACGGGCUUCUGCUGCGCCUGUGCGCGCCCGGGUCCCCUCCAGUGGGCACCAGAGUCCCCGCCGAGCCGGGUCCGCGGCCUCCGUGGGGGAGGGGCGGGCCGCCGGCGCCCCGGGAAACAUGGCUGCUCGUCCUAGUUCGGCGGCGUCGCGGCCACCAGUCCCCGAGAUGCGACUUGGGAGAGAGAGAGGUUGCAGAAGGAGGCAGCCCAUCUUCUCCUCCCCUCGAUCAUCUUUUCCAUCCAGACGCGAGUCGUGGGAGCUGAGAGCUCGGACGAGGGUGAGAUCGCCGCGUUCCCUCCGACCCGAACGCGUGCGCCCCGCCGGCCCCCCGUUGGGUGCACACUCGCACGCACACCCUCGAACCCAUACCCGCACACGCGGGAGCACACGCACAGGUAGUCAGUCACACACCAAGGGCAGCGGCGGCGGUGGCCGGAACAUGCUCCGAUAGCAUUGCAAUCCCCCCCCCAUCCAACCUUGCAAUUCAUUUGCAGUUCGACCCCAAACCCUACACCUCCCCGGAGCACCCCUCCAUAAAAAAGUGCCUUCCCCCCAAACACACACGCACACAUAACACAAAGUAGGAGAAUGGACCGACAGAGAUAUUUUUGGCAAAUGCUCACAUCAGAGGGCGUCCUGUUCCGCAGCUCUAAAUGAAUCCGUUUGUCCAUAUCCAUCUCUCGCGCUCUCUGUCUCUCUCUGCAGAGGAUCCUGCGCCAGCGGAAUUCAAUCAAUAAACCCCGAACCCACGGCCGCGCGUUUUAGGACUUUGAAGGCUCAACCAGCUCCGCUCGGUGCUCGAGCCCCCAGCACCCGCGGCGCACACUAACCUGAUCGCCGUGGAGGCGGGACCUGCAGCUCCGGCGUGGAGCGGCGGUAGCACGAGCCAAUCGAGUGGCGAGGCUUCGGAUACUAGCCAAUGGUGGUGGUGGCGGCGGGGGGCAGGGUCCAAUGGGCGGCCUGCGCAGCGGGCCAGGGAGGCUCAGCCAUUUGGCUGUGGUGCCGGAGACGGACCCCUUUAGAUACCCGGGCGGCCGAGCAGGAGCGCGGCUGCAGCUUGGUGGCUGCGCGCGAGGGGCGGGAGGGAAGGCUGGGCAGGUGCGUGGACCUGAAGGUUCGUGGCCGGGGGCGGGGCCGCAGGUGCGUGGACGCGGGAGAGGCGGGGUCCUCGCGGGGACAUCCUCUGGGUACUUGGCGGGCGGACGAGGCCUGGGGCGCUCGGGCGCAGGGCAGGCCCAGAGAGGGCGCGCAUUCUGAGGGUGCACGAAGGACAGAUCACACCCCGGGCUGCCCACUCGGCGCAUCCCUUCGGACUGGGUCUACUCCCAUUCCCGCAAUUAAAUAAGCUAAUCUAAGCGCAUGAUGUUCCCAUCUACCGAGGAGCGAGGGCGGGAUCUCGACCCAGAGACUUGGCAUUCUGAUGUCCUGCCAGGACAGCCUUAACAGAAGCGAUUCCCCGAGAGCCACUGGAGAUCUUGUGUAGGGCAAUUAAUGAAUGAGAAGGCCGCGGGUGCAGAACUGUAUAGAAUAUUUUAAAAAUGCGAAAGGAAGGUGCUAGUAAUUGCCGAUUCUCAGAGCUGAGCAUAAUUUACGGGGGACUUUAUAGGUUUUGUUGAGACAGAGUGUUGCUCAUUUCAAUCUAAUUGUCCACUAAAGUCGUUUGGUUAGAUCUGAGUUGCCAAGGAGUCGCUAACUGGAGCACUUAUCCAGGUCUUUCGGUUGCUUUGGGUUUUGUUUUUGUUUGACCACGUUGCGUUUUAAAGAGACCUUAAAAGCCCUGAUUCUCACUGGGUUACCGCUUCUUAUGGGCAACCCUGGGACCUCAUGCACUGCGUGGGUAUCUGUGGCUGUGAACAUAUGAUGGGGAUGACUGUCAACAGGGACCCAUGUUUAACUUCAUCCCCACAACUGUAUCGCAGUGUCCGUUUCCCUUCGUCUACACUCUUCCGCAAACAGCCCAAGGUAGUUUUGUAUUUUUGGAUACAUUAGAACUGAGCAUUUUGUUCAGUAAGUUCUUUUAGAUCAAAUAAUGAAUUUGAAAGCCGAUAAAUGUUUAUUUUGAAUAACUGGAAGUACAAUUAAAAACCUGUCAUCUGGGUGAA